AAUGGAUAAGCAAGUUAAUUCUUUGGAGCUGGUGUUUUAAAGAGGUUUUGAAAAUGUUCCAGAAAUACUCCACUAGUUUACCAGUCAGAUGCAUUAAUUUGAUUCAUUUAGUUUUGAAUGUAAGUGAAGGGUAAAAUCUGUGAGUUGUUAGUAACUGGUAUAAAACAAAGCAGUUUUCCUUUAUCAGCCUAGUCCGAUGACCUGCAUGAUCAGUGACUUCCCACCCAAAACUCCAGGUACAGAGUCUGGCUGGCCUGUUACCCUGUCCUCCCAGGAAGGUAACAUUUACUGCUUUUGCUUUCAGUUUUUCAGGUAUUUUUCAUCUCUGUCCUUGUCAGAAAGGUCCUGCUCAGCUUUUCACCUGUAUUUGCAGGUCCCCUUUUGAACAGGUAAAUAAUCCAGAGCUCUCAGUGAGUUUCAGGGCUUUGUCUAGUACGUGAUAUUUCUUUCUAAGACUUUUCCACGAUGGUGGUAAUGUGCAACCACCUGCUGAAAAUGCAAAGGAAAGAGCUUUAGAGCUUUCCCCUGUCACACAUCUGGUGGUACAGAACUAUACACAGGCUACAAAACUUUCCUAACUCUUCAGGAUACGUGGGUGCAUGCAGAAUUAGAUAGAUAUUGUGCAUCAGAAAAUAUCCGGGAACAGCUUCAAAGUAGUUCUCGGAGCCUGCUUCUAAAUCAGAUGAUACAGUAGUGCUGGAGAAACCAAGGUCUACGUUCCUGAGGCGGUGAAAGCAGAAUAGGAAAUUUAAAUGACUCUUUUGCUGCCUUGAAGUCAUUGUCUAAUAUUAGCCCUCCCAGCGCCUGGCUCUUUGUCAGUCGAAGCACAGGAGGAGGUGGUUGCCAGCCAGGAGAGUAUGACCAAGGCUUUUAAAUACUGUUGCUUGGAAGGUCUUAUUAAUGGCUGCAUAUAAGAUCGAUGUGCCGUAAUUCUUUCAAGCAGUAUCUUUUUAAAAGCCCUUAGCAAUCUGUCAUCCUCAUCUCCCUCCCCCCAGUUAGAAAGCCACAUUAGUCAGGAGAAAUCGCACGGUCCUGGGAAGUUUCAAACUGCAUCCGCUGAUGCCGUCAGGAAAAUGCUACUGUGCAGGGGCACAGGUGCAAUUACAUUGACGGCUGCUUCUCAUCCUCGGCUCGGGUCAUCCUGGAGGGACAAGCGGAAAGAAACGGGGAGGUGGGCGAGAUUCUGUCAGGCGCAUGGGAGCAGUACCGAAGAGAAAAAUGGAAUACCCUCUUCCAGGAGACAAAGAUCGCACUGUCUAAUUCCCCACUCUACCAAUAUCUCCAGGAUUUGGGACACACAGAUUUUGAAGUAUGUUCAUCUGUGUCACGGAAGGCAGAGCAAUGUGCAGCAGUGGAAAGCCAAAAAGAGCGGACUGUGCAUGCUGCCCAGAAAUGGAGAGUUCAAUUUUCAGCAGACAUGUUCCAACUAUGUGCUAAGCCAGGAGGCAAAAGAGGCCUCCAUGCAGACUUUUCUGUCCUGUACACUGCAGGCUGAGGUGGGCAGCACCUCACAGCAAGGCAUCCUGUCAAAACUAGUUGAGUUCUUUAGAAGUUGGUUUCCUUUUCCACAGCGUAAGAAAGAUGAUGACAUACUUCACCGACUGGAUGUUGGAUUUCGAUUUGACACGCUCCGUACCAUCCUGCAACAGGAAGUUCUGCUGCAGGAGGAUGUGGAACUGAUUGAGUUCCUUGACCCCAGUAUCCUGUCUGCAGGGCAGUGUAAGCAACAGGAAAACGGACAGCUUCCAACGCUACGCUCCCUAGCAACUCCUAAUAUUUGGGAUGUCUCGCUGUUUCUUGCCUUUGUAAGUGCACUGCUUAUGCUUCCUUCAUGGUGGAAGGAAUCAUUGUGGCUGCUGUGGGGACUAGUUCUGCUUGUCUAUGCAGUCUUUCGAGUGUGGGGCACAUGGAGGACAGCCAAGCUGCAAAUGUCCCUCCGAAAAUACUGUAUCCAACUGGAAGAAACAGUGGCGAAUAGCCGAGCUUUUACUAAUCUCGUGAGGAAAGCUCUACGACUCAUUCAAGAGACUGAAGUAAUUUCCAGAGGAUUUACCCUGGUCAGUGCCGCUUGCCCAUUUAAUAAAGCUGGACAGCAUCCUAGUCAACAUCUUAUUGGUCUCCGGAAAGCCGUUUAUCGAUCUGUCAGAGCCAACUUUCGAGCUUCAAGACUGGCUACUCUAUACAUGCUGAAAAACUACCCUCUGAACUCCGAGAGUGACAACGUGACCAGCUACAUCUGUGUAGUCCCUUUUAAGGAGCUGGGGCUGGGACUGAGCGAAGAGCAGGUCUCUGAAGAGGAGGCACACAAUCUAACCGAUGGCUUCAGCUUGCCUGCGCUCAAGGUCCUCUUUCAGCUCUGGGUAGGGCAGAGCUCAGAAUUCUUCAGGAGGCUGGUGCUGCUCCUCUCCCCAGCCAACGCGUCCCCCAAGCCCUUGGUCUCCCCAGAACGGCUGCCUCAUCAUAUCUUGUCUGAUGUGACUCAAGGCCUACCUCAUACACAUGCUGCCUGCUUAGAGGAGCUUAAGCGAAGCUAUGAGUUCUAUCGGUACUUUGAAACUCAGCAUCAGUCGGGUUUUGAACGUCCGACCAGAACAAAGCAGAAGUCAAGAGAGCUGAACAGUCUUCAGACAGCGGUACGCAGCUUGCAGCUUCAUCUCAAGGCACUGCUCAAUGAGGUAAUAAUUCUUGAGGACGAACUUGAAAAACUUGUUAGCACUAAGGAGACACCUGAGUUGACAACAGAAGCCCGUCACGUUCUGGAACAAAAACUAAAGUUUAUUCAGCCUCAUAUCCAGGCAAGCAACAGCUGCUGGGAAGAAGCCAUUUCUCAGGUGGAAAAAAUGAGUGGAAGAAACCCAAAUAAAAAAGGCAAACUUGAAGUUUCCUGUGACAACCUACAGCGUACUACAGUACCUGUAAGACAGCCAGCCAUAUACAUAGAAAACAAAGAUCCAAUCCCUGAAGAGCAGGAGUUGGAAGCAUAUGUUGAUUAUUCAGAUACGGAGAAUGAAUACAAAAGGGAAGAUUUUUACUGCUUUUCCCAGGAAGAAAGGGAGAGACAAGAACGAGAGAGACAGGAAUCUAAGAGGGUGUUACAAGAAUUAAAAUCUGUACUGGGAUUUAAAGCUUCAGAAAUAGAAAGACAGAAAUGGAAACAGCUGCUAUUCAGCGACCAUGCUGCAGUGAAACCCUUGUCUCCUGUAGAACCGCUGAAGCUACUAAAUAAUUUGGAAUCACAUAUGAAUUCAGACACAGAAAAGCAGGACUGCAGCCAAAGUUGUGAUAAAUCUGAAGAAAAAGACUCUAAUCCAAAAGUGAACGCUGCUGAUAAAAGCAGGACAGAAUAUUUGUAUGAAGAUCCUGAGAUGGGGGAAAACAAAGACAGUACUGCUGAUGAAGGUAUUUCUACAGGGGCUGAAGAAGGAAUGUGUUAUCAGCAUGAAGGGGAAGUUGAAGAACUCAAGCCGAGCAAUAAGGAUGGAGUAGAGGUUUCACAGUCUCCCACUAAGGAUGCAUUACAUGCAAAAAUCAAGCAUAGGCUGGCCCAGCUCCACAUAUCAACAGAUUUAAACUUCACAUCUGGUCUGGCUGCACAAGUUGCUGCCAGGUCUUUAACUUUUACUACAAUGCAAGAAGAGACUUUUGGAGAGGAGGAGGAGGAGGAGGAGGAAGAGAAGACACAGGAGCAUGAAGGCCUUGUGGAGGACUGUGACAAUGAAGAUAGAGGCUCUGAAAGUGAAGGGAAAGUGUUGGUUUGUUUGUUUUCAUAUGGAAUACUGAACAGAUCCAAUUGCUGCUGUUAGAAGGAGAAGCCUGUCUACCGAGAAGGGUCUGUAAUGUUUUCCUUUACUUGGAGAUUUUUUGAAUGCUAAAUUGCCUGUGUGUAUUCUUCAAAAUGUACCAUAUGCAAAUAUUCUUCAGGAAUUGAUACUACCACUUCAGGCAGUCAAUAUUUUCUAUGUAAGAACUGUACGUUUCCUAUACUGCCAAGAAUGUAUAUAUAUCUAUGAAGACUUAAGAUUGUAUCUUUUUGAGCAAGCCUCUUUCUUCAGCCAUCUGAAACUUUCUUCCUGUUUCUCGAGAUCUCUGCUAAUUUAUUAGACACUUGUGUUAUAUUGUGUACUUUUUUGUAUCAGCUGUAUUGCUGUAUUUCUCCUUUCUCUCAUUAAAACCUGUUCUUCUCA
Messenger RNA from Harpia harpyja (harpy eagle), 4184 nucleotides. RefSeq names its product vezatin, adherens junctions transmembrane protein (gene VEZT). NCBI's taxonomy places the organism in Eukaryota, Metazoa, Chordata, Aves, Accipitriformes, Accipitridae. Gene Ontology annotation, biological process: cell-cell adhesion. The coding region runs from base 1074 to 3803 and encodes 909 amino acids. The record is from RefSeq and is a predicted model, not a curated record. The transcript has 14 exons. Gene Ontology annotation, cellular component: plasma membrane. Gene Ontology annotation, molecular function: myosin binding.